AUGGGUAUCUUCGGGAAGAAGAAGCCCCCGGCGGCCGCGCCGCCACCUCCCGCCGCGACGCGGGCCAACCCAAAGUCCCCUCGCGUCGACGACGCCCACCCCUCGCCCCGGGCGACGCCCAAGGGCGAGCGCGACGCGAGCGACGGGAGCCGGUCCGACUCGUCCAGCGCGUCGAGCUCCUCCGACUCCGAGGCGGAGGAGACGGACGCGCCCGCGAGUUUGCCGACGUACGAGGGGACCCCGUGCACCAUGCGCCUCGCCAUCGGCGUGGACGGCGGGGGCACCGGCACGACGUGCGUCGUCAUCGGCGACGACGACGACGAACACCUGGGACGAUGCGAGCUGCGCGACCGGAGCGCCAACGCAAACUCGGUCGGGUUCGAGAGCGCGCUCCGCGCGGUGCUGGACGCGAUCGACGGCGCCCUCGACGACGCGCUGAGCGGCACGCGGUGGAAAAAGGAGGACGUCACGCUCGGCGUCGACGACGCCACCGCCGGGAGGCGCGCGCUCGCGGUGGUGUGCGCGGGGAUCGACGGCGACGGCGAUGCGACGCGGUUAAGAAACGCGCUCGUCGCGCGCGUGCCCGGGCUCGCGCGCAGACUCGUCGUGGACAACGACGCGGCGGGCGCGCUGGCGAGCGGAACGGAGGGUGCCAUGCGGGGUAUCGCGCUCGUGGCGGGGACCGGCACCGUCGCGUUCGGGGUGGGUUUCAGCGGCGGGACGGACGACGACGGGGAUCAAUCGACGGAGCGACGUAAAAGAAGAGGCGUCCGCGCUCGAGCGGGUGGCUGGGGGCCCGCGUUCGAGGACAGGGGCAGCGGGCACCACCUCGGCACCAGGGCGCUCAACGCGGCGGCGCGGGUGGAGGACGGCCGGGGUCCGCCCACGCGGCUGCACGGGGACGUCCUUCGUAAACUUAAGCUCGCGCCCGGCGCACCGAACGUCGCGGACGCGUUGCGAAGGUGGGCGUACUCGAGCGGACCGGCGCCGGAGUGGUCCAAGGUUGCCGACCUGGCGCCGCUCGUGACGGCGGCGGCGGCGGAAGGGGACGCCGUGGCCGUGGGUAUCGUGAACGACGCCGCGGAGGGUCUGUGGGAGCAGAUAUUCGCCGUGUACAUGGCCAUCAAACGCGGUGGCGGCUUUGGCUCAGCCGCCGACGCGGGCGACUCGUCAAAGGCGUCCAGGCAGUACUCGGACGCGGACAUCGUGCCGAUCGUGCUGUGCGGGGGUUUGUUGAAGCGGGACGGGGUGCUGACCAAAAAGUUGGGGGAGUCGCUGAUGGCGAGGGAGUCCGGCAGGACCGGGAUGUUCAGCGGCCUUCUGGUGCAUCCGGAGGUUGGUCCCGAGUGGGGCGCCGCGUGGAUGGCUCGCAAACUCAUGGACCCCUUCGGGCGGUGA
This is a messenger RNA of Micromonas commoda, 1398 nucleotides long. RefSeq lists its product with no specific name. The record is from RefSeq and is a predicted model, not a curated record. The transcript has a single exon. Lineage: Eukaryota; Viridiplantae; Chlorophyta; Mamiellophyceae; Mamiellales; Mamiellaceae. The coding region runs from base 1 to 1398 and encodes 465 amino acids.